This is a messenger RNA of Quercus lobata, 814 nucleotides long. RefSeq lists its product as uncharacterized. Lineage: Eukaryota; Viridiplantae; Streptophyta; Magnoliopsida; Fagales; Fagaceae. Gene Ontology annotation, biological process: maturation of SSU-rRNA from tricistronic rRNA transcript (SSU-rRNA, 5.8S rRNA, LSU-rRNA). Gene Ontology annotation, cellular component: nucleolus; preribosome, small subunit precursor; 90S preribosome. The coding region runs from base 118 to 603 and encodes 161 amino acids. The transcript is spliced from 5 exons. The record is from RefSeq and is a predicted model, not a curated record.
CUGUUUUCUUUGCUCCGCCUCUCUUUCCUCUCCUACUCACUCAGUUUCAUCAGCCAAACCCAAAACCUCUAAUCUGCGGGUUUCAACUUUUGAUUCGCUGGAAGCUCCAAACCUUUAAUGAUGGGCAAGUCACGCUCACGACCGGAAUCGACGUCUAAAGCAGACCUUAAAUUCGAGAAGAAACGCCAGUUUUAUACAAAGGUUAAAGAUACUGUUGCUGCCCUGAGUGCCCAGAAGGCUAUUGGCAAGAAGAAGAAACUUAGAAGCCGACAGAAGAAAUUGAAAGUAUAUGAUCUCUCGACCCUCUCAGAUUUCCUUCCUGAUUUGAAGACCCCACGGCAACCAACUCCUCCUAGAGAUGAGUUGAAGCCAAAUUGUAAAUCUAUGAAAAAGUUAAUCUUGAAGGAAGGAAAACAGCUGAGUACAGUUCUUAAUUAUCCUGCUUUCCAGUUGGAUCCUUUGGCUGCCAUUCAUCAACACCUGCAGAGCACACAACCUGUUAUAGAUGAGAAACCAAAGAAAAAGAAGAAUAAAAAUGGAGGGAGGAAGAAAAAAGCUAAGAAAUCUAAGGCUUCAGAUGGACCUCAAUCUAUGGUUAUGUGAAAUAAACUUUUGUCAAUCUACUUCUAUAAGCCAUAUUUGCUCAGAUCUGAUCCUGAAUCAUUCCAAUACACAUUUUGAAUACGAAAUAUGUUCACCUGGUUAACAACCCUAUCUGGGUUUAUUUUGUUUCAAUAUCCGAGAGAUGCUCUUAGUCCGAUCAAUGUAAUUUUUUCUCCCUUUGAUAAUUAGCUUUAUCAAUCUGCUUCUAUAA